This is a messenger RNA of Desarmillaria tabescens, 345 nucleotides long. RefSeq lists its product as uncharacterized. NCBI's taxonomy places the organism in Eukaryota, Fungi, Basidiomycota, Agaricomycetes, Agaricales, Physalacriaceae. The transcript has a single exon. The record is from RefSeq and is a predicted model, not a curated record. The annotation marks the transcript as partial.
UCCCGCACCCAUAUCAUCGAUGCGCUUCUCAGUCUCAUGAACAACAAAGAGAUCGAGAAAGGCGAUAACAUCAUCAUCUACUAUGCCGGUCAUGGCUCCUCAUAUGAAUAUUCAGGUCACCUUAAUGCCAAGAAACCAGACGAUGGAGCAGAAAUCAGUUUUGGAAGUGUCGGAUGCAUUGAAGCACUUUGUCCUAUCAAUCGGGACACCUGUGAUGCGAACGGUAACACUGUUCCCGACAUUAGUGACAGGGAACUGAACAUGAUCCUAACUUUAAUCUCCCGAUCGAAGGGUCACCACAUCACCGUCAUUCUCGACUGUUGUCAUUCUGGUGGUGUUAGCCGA